Messenger RNA from Salvelinus namaycush (lake trout), 1449 nucleotides. RefSeq names its product forkhead box protein H1-like. NCBI's taxonomy places the organism in Eukaryota, Metazoa, Chordata, Actinopteri, Salmoniformes, Salmonidae. The transcript is spliced from 5 exons. The coding region runs from base 1 to 1449 and encodes 482 amino acids. Gene Ontology annotation, molecular function: DNA-binding transcription factor activity; sequence-specific DNA binding. The record is from RefSeq and is a predicted model, not a curated record. Gene Ontology annotation, biological process: regulation of DNA-templated transcription.
AUGUGCCAAGCCAGCCUGGGAGGCCACCACGACCAUCAACUUGACUUAGAGAUCCAUCCUCUGAUUGCCACAGCGCGGAGCUCUGCAGCCCAACACGGGCCUUCCUACUCGACCCAGGUGCCAGUCCAACAGCCUCCACGGCUGGAAAAGCUUGCCCCUGCCCAGUCCAGCUGGGCCACAGCGCCCAUGGAUAAAGCGAUGCUGCCAAACCACCACGGACCGCCCGGAUCAUCCUACCAGCCGUCGCCCGAGCUCAACAAAGAUGGGCCGAUCAAGGAGGAAUCUUGGGACCAGAAGAAAAAUGCCAACGGUGGAAAGAAAAAAAACUAUCAGCGCUACCCCAAACCACCCUACUCCUACCUCGCAAUGAUUGCCAUGGUCAUCCAAAAUUCUCCAGAGAAGAAGCUUACGUUGUCUGAGAUUCUAAAGGAGAUCAGUACACUUUUCCCUUUUUUCAAAGGGAACUACAAAGGCUGGCGGGACUCAGUGCGACACAACCUCUCUUCCUAUGACUGCUUUGUUAAGGUACUGAAGGAUCCUGGGAAGCCACAGGGGAAGGGGAACUUCUGGGCCGUGGAAGUGAGCCGGGUGCCUCUGGAGCUCCUCAAGAGGCAGAACACUGCUGUGUCACGCCAGGAUGAGACCAUCUUCGCCCAGGAUCUUGCUCCUUACAUCCUGCAUGGGCACCAACCCAUCACAACCCCCCCUCCCGGCCCCUCUUUCACUGCUCUAUCCCCCAUACCCACCAGACAACUCUCCCUCUCUCAGGAGGAGCUGUACCGGCCCAAGCUGGACUCGUCCUUUGCCAUUGACUCCCUCCUCCACAGCCUGAGGCCGGCCAGCGAAGCAGGAGAACCCGACAGGGGCAGGGACUGCUGGGGGGUCGAGCCCCACACUCGCCCCUCCCCUCCUCCAUGCGCUCGCUACUCCUCCUCCGCCCGCAGCGCCUCAGCGAGCUCCGUCAGCCCCGCCUCGUCAUCCGAUGAGGACUGGAGGGGCGUGUCGCAAGGCGGGAAGCAGGUGCCCGAGGGCGAGGCAGGAUCAGAUGGGUACGAGGACUGCAGGCCCCCUCCACACAAGACUGCCCGCCGAGGCUGCCCCCCUCCCUGGGAGCUUCCCACCUCAUAUGCCAAGUACACACCGCCCAAUGCUGUGGCCCCGCCCAGCAUGCGUUUUAACGGAGGCCCUCUGAUGCCUCUGGGGAUGCCUCUGUAUGGUUACGGAGGGUCUCCUGUCACAUCCAGCCAUUUUGUAGGUCAUGCCUACUGGCCCCUCUUAGGCAGCGGGCGCCCUCCCCUCAUAAUGGACCUGGACACUAUGCUCCAGUCAGUACCGCCCAAUAAGAGUGUGUUUGAUGUGCUGGGUCCACCCAAUCAGUCGUCUCACCAGCCUGCUGGUCAGUAUGCCCUGCAGAGUGGACCCCCUCUCAGACGGUAUCCCCAUUAUUGA